UUGCGGAUAGUUGACAGGUAUAACUUGAUUCUUGUGAUUAUUUUAUCGUUCAGAUUGAAGUAUCAGGGGAUUGUUGCACCAGUAACACGUAGUGAGGCAGAUUUUGAUCCGGGGGCAAAAUAUCAUAUACCGUCGAACAGUCCAUAUAUCUGUUAUUUUAUAAGCUUCGUAGUACAGUUCCAGUUUUACAAGGCAAUGUGCGAGGAAAGUGGACAUGAAGGACCAUUGUUUGAGUGUGAUUUCUAUAACUCCGAGAGAGCUGGCAGGAAAUUACUAGAAAUGAUGAAACUGGGUAAUUCUAAACCUUGGCCGGAAGCGAUGAAAAAACUCACAGGAAGUGAGACAAUUAAACCGGAUGCCAUUUUGGAAUACUUCGAACCUCUAAGGCAAUGGCUGGAAAAAGAAAACCGACGUACAGGUGCACAAAUAGGAUGGAAAAAUGCGGAAAUAAAUUGGAAAAGCGGAUCAUAGUGCUACUCACAUAAAUUCAUAGGAACUUUUUUUCAGUACUUUUCUGUCUUGUUUUACUCCAAUUAUGUCAUUAUACUCAACACUUCCGGUUAAGUGAUUGAAAAUAUAGAAUAGAAUAGCGUAUUUUAUUUUUCUAUUUUGUAAAUCCAUGAAGAUAUCUCUGAUAAUUCCAAAUAUGUUUUAUGAUAAUUCUACACAUUGUCUUCAAUGCAACACUAUAAACAUGAUGUUUAAAUAGUAUAGCAUUAAUAAGACGGGCUUUCAUAAUUGUUUGAUAGGUGGUGGGUAUUUGCCUUUUGAUAACAGUUCUGUAAAAAUAGCAUACAUUCUAUCCCUUUUUCUGUUCUUUUUAGUACAUAUAUUUUAAAACGAUACAAUCUGAAUUGGUAUUAGAUAAUAACCUUUUGUGAAAAUGUUAACAUCUCGGUUUAACCAUCAUAUCAGCAUUGUAACGUUAUAAGCAUUGUGAAAAUAUUUGACUUCGGUAAAUAUAUAUAGUGGUCGAUUUUAAUUGAAUUGCACCUCAUCAAAAGACUUUUGAUUAAAAUUGAAAAUAUGUCUGAAUUUUCAGCAUGAGUGUUAGACCAUAUAUGAUGGGAUGAUUUUGUUACUGAUAUAUGCAUGUAGAAAUGUUGUGAAGAGCACAUAUUUUGUCAUUUUUUUGUUGAAAUCAAAUCCGUGCAUUGCGAUUUAAUAUAAUUAUGCAUUUUUCUAGUUAUUAUUUAUUAACUUAUCAUUUUAUUACAUGUAUAUGCGAUUUGUUAGUUGUUAUAAAGUUUAAGUUUACAGAUAAAACUACACAUGAUUCUUAAGUCAAAAAUUAUACCGUCGUUGAAAUAAACUUCUUACACUGA
This is a messenger RNA of Ruditapes philippinarum (Manila clam), 1325 nucleotides long. Its product is annotated as angiotensin-converting enzyme-like protein Ace3. The record is from RefSeq and is a predicted model, not a curated record. Gene Ontology annotation, molecular function: metallopeptidase activity; peptidyl-dipeptidase activity. Gene Ontology annotation, cellular component: plasma membrane. The transcript has 3 exons. The coding region runs from base 196 to 471 and encodes 91 amino acids. Lineage: Eukaryota; Metazoa; Mollusca; Bivalvia; Venerida; Veneridae. Gene Ontology annotation, biological process: proteolysis.